UAAACAGUCAUCCUUGAACCGGAAGAUAAACACACCAUGCGCUGACGUCACGCCACCGUCUGAGCAUGAUGGCGGCUUCUGGCGGGUCUCCCGGCCGUCUGGUCCAGUACGUCGUGGUCCGUUCGGACCUGGUCCACAAGCUGUCCUGGCCCCUCGGAGCCGUGAUAACGCAAGCCUGUCACGCCGCCACCGCCGCCAUCCACCUGCACUACGCUGAAGGGGACACGCAGCUCUACCUGGCGGAGCUGGACGCCAUGCACAAAGUAGUGCUUGCGGCUCCAGAUGAGGCCGCCCUCUCUGGGUUAUCAGAGUCUCUGACCCAGGCCGGCGUGGCCCACAAGCUCUGGAUCGAGCAGCCGGAGAACAUUCCCACCUGUCUGGCUCUCAGGCCGUACGCCAAAGAGAAGGUUCAUCCGCUGCUACGCAAGUUCAAGCUUUUCAAGUGAACCACGUCGACUCUUGAGAGAGUCCAUCAAAGAGGACUGCAAACAUGACAGCCAGUAACGGUUUCUUCUGCAUCAGCUGGAUUGAAAUGAGAUGUAAAUGGUCUCCCACGCGGCCCACCAAGCCUGUUGGCUUCAGCAGAUAGGAACGUUAUGUAAAAUAUUGCCUGUACGUUCAAUAAAGGUUAGAACGUGG
This is a messenger RNA of Doryrhamphus excisus (bluestripe pipefish), 639 nucleotides long. It is a transcript of the gene ptrhd1, whose product is annotated as peptidyl-tRNA hydrolase domain containing 1. The record is from RefSeq and is a predicted model, not a curated record. Gene Ontology annotation, molecular function: peptidyl-tRNA hydrolase activity. Lineage: Eukaryota; Metazoa; Chordata; Actinopteri; Syngnathiformes; Syngnathidae.